GUAGCUUACGGCCAGUGUUAACUUUGGCAAAUUUAUUUAGUUUCUCUAACGAUUGAAAUUUUACGUUAAAUAGCCCCAAUUUGUUGCUUAUUUUACACAACAACACACAAACGUGCCACCAAUUCUCACAGCGCGCUAUAGGUAUCGACGAAAAUGGCCUUUAACUUUACCGCCUUCACGUAUAUUGUAGCCCUCAUAGGAGAUGCUUUCCUAAUUUUUUUUUCAAUAUUUCAUGUCAUUGCAUUCGAUGAAUUGAAAACAGAUUACAAGAACCCUAUAGACCAGUGCAAUAGCCUAAAUCCGCUCGUGUUGCCGGAAUAUUUACUGCACAUAUUUCUUAAUGUAUUAUUCCUAUUUUGCGGUGAAUGGUUUAGUUUGUUCAUAAAUAUACCACUCAUAGCCUAUCACAUAUGGCGCUACAAAAACCGCCCCAUUAUGUCCGGGCCGGGACUCUAUGAUCCUACUACGGUGUUAAAAACGGAUACAUUGGCCCGCAAUAUGCGCGAAGGUUGGAUUAAGCUGGCCGUCUACCUCAUUAGCUUCUUCUACUACAUCUACGGAAUGGUUUAUUCGCUAAUUUCAACAUAGAGGCCAAAGGCAGCUGCCUGGGGAUCUCAAAUUGUUGACGCCAGCGCACCCAUUUCUGAUAAGUUGUUUUAGAGGACCAAUCGGGUCGUGGAAGAUUGCCUAUAAAAAUUGCGAACAAUAUUUCAUUUGUAAAUUUAAUGUUAAAUCAUGCAAUAUCAAGCCAUAAGGUUUUAUUAUUUUUAUUAUUUUUUGUAGUUUCCCAUUGAAUGUGGGGAAUAAAACCGAACAACUAUACGAAAAUUAA
Molecule: messenger RNA, 832 nt
Organism: Scaptodrosophila lebanonensis
Lineage: Eukaryota; Metazoa; Arthropoda; Insecta; Diptera; Drosophilidae
Gene: cni
Product: protein cornichon
Exons: 4
Coding region: 154-588 (144 amino acids)
Biological process (GO): endoplasmic reticulum to Golgi vesicle-mediated transport
Cellular component (GO): COPII-coated ER to Golgi transport vesicle; endoplasmic reticulum membrane
Source: RefSeq, a predicted model, not a curated record